AUGGAUUGUGAUACAAUAGAUUUAGAAAGCUUAACAUCGAAUCUCAACACUAUAAUAGCGGCCAGUGAGAACGUUGCUUCCCUACAGUUGCUAUCCAAGCAUUUAAGAUCUCAUAUGUCCAAACUUGACGAAUAUAUCGAGUUCCUUAGUAAAUGUAAGCAAUUAGAAACCGACCUGGAGAUCGAACGUAAAAGCCAUGCUGAAGAACUACGACAAAUCAACCAGGAUAUCAAUCUAGGUGAAGAUCAUUUGAAAUCUUUGAGAUCUGAGCAGGAAAGUCGUAAGCAGAAACUGUUGAGGAGCUUAGACGAUUUGAAUAAGCUGCGUGAACUUGCCAACUCAUCGUUCACCCACUGUUCUAUUGAAGAUCACGAUGGAGAAAUACCGACAUUAGGCCCAUUCGAAAGCGAACUUCUAGAUGGGUUAGCUACCAUUCUUUCAUGUUUUUUUAUGGAUAUCACAAACAGAAUUUUACCACAAAAUGAUCUAGUGAGUGCUGCCGAUCUCAUAAGCAUGAGUCUCCUACCGUUUUAUCAAAACAAUUUUCAUAUGUUAUCAAAUGGCAGGCCCAGUUUACAUGAACCCAGUAAGAUGAAGACUUGUGAAUCUUGUCAAGCUCAAAUCCAUCGAAAUGCUCCAACCUGUCCAUAUUGCAAGACAAAGAGUCGAAGUAAAAAUCCAAAACGAAGAAAAGUUUGA
Molecule: messenger RNA, 699 nt
Organism: Auanema sp. JU1783
Lineage: Eukaryota; Metazoa; Nematoda; Chromadorea; Rhabditida; Rhabditidae
Source: the annotation of a GenBank genome assembly